GUUGAGAUCCCAGCCAUGAGAGUAUGCCGCCAUGUGAUCCUGCUGUUCGCAGUUUGUCUUAGCGAUGAGAGCUGCUCGAAUGAGGCAUGCAGUGCCAAGUUCAGCGAGGCAAGGGCCAAGGAGUUUUGGGCGGAAAUCCAACGGCAAGGUUUGCAGCUCCACAUCCGCCGGAAGAUCAUGGCGGAGAAAGCCUUUGGAGGGCUUCCGGCCCGAAAUCGAACUGCUAUGGUUCUAUCUGACGACGUGUUCUACGGCAGGGCCAUCAUGAAGAUCCCCCGGCAGGCACUUAUCACUGUGGAAACCGGGAGGAAUGACAAGCUGAAGAGUGAGAUGACCCGUUUCUUAUUCGAGGAGAUGACAUUGCAGAAGGUUUUUAACAUCACAAGCGAGGAUUAUAUUCACUUGCUGAGCUUGGCCUACACCUUGCUUGCAGAGAGGAGAGAUGCAGACUCUGUGUUCAUCGAAUGGCUCAAUGCCACCAAGAAUGAGAAGGUCUUUGCGCUGGAGCUUUCGAGUCGCCAGCAGCAAGUGCUUGUUGGCACAACUGUGGAAGGAGCCAUUCAGGAGAUGGCCGAGAGAAGGGACUUGAUUUGGCAGACAGCUCCCAAUUUGACCUUCUUCAAGAGGAGACCGGUCUCAAUGGAGGAAGCAUCCUGGGCAUUAGCCGUGAUCAUGCGCCAUGGCCGGGUGGUCCAUCCAUACCAAGACCAGCGAGAAGUGCGCGACCCACGCAUGUACAUUUUUCCGUUGCCCGAGCUCUUGGAUGUGGCGUUGCAUCCGAAUCCUGGCGUGUCCAUCGGGUUCCAAGAGGAGAUCGUGAUCAAUGGGAAACGCGAAGAAGAUCUGGUUCUUCAAAUCGCGCGCAGAGACAUGCCCAAAGGGGAAGAGAUUUUUCUGUGGCCUGGGAGGCUCUCAAACAGUGAGAUGAUUGCGCGACAUGGCUUCAGCUUUCGAGAGAACCCGGUGGGCAUCGGUCGCAAUGUCUCCCAACCACCAAGUUGGAGUGACAAGAAGGACAGCAAAGGUCGCAAAGAAUACGAUCUGUACAACUGUUCUUCUUUGGAAGACUUUGAGCUGCGCUUUAAUGAGCGAGGCUUCCCAAUGCGGUCCUUUGUUCGUUGCUAUCGCAUCUCAUGGUUUAUCAACAACGGCUGGUAUUCGCCGGCCCUGAAGAACCGGAUGCGGGAGCUGAACAAAUGGCCACCGCCAGAGAAAUAUACGAAAUCUGAUUGGCUGUCCUGGACCCAGGCAGACGCAGAAGUGAAUCGUGUGAUUCUGGAGUAUUGUCAGUACAUGCGACAGCGAUUGAAGGAAACCAUGGACGCCAACACGGCUGAAGACUUCCGUCAUUCCAAAGACCCAACGGACCGCGUGCUUUGGCACAUGAGGUCUGAAGAAUCACGGACCUUCAAGAAUUGCAUUGUUCAGGCCAAGAAGAUUAAGACAUAAUAAUGGCCUCCUAUCCAACGCACUAGCGACGGCCUCCAACCUAAUAGGAAUGGCUUCCCCCUAAUCUGAAAGGCCCAGAAGAUUAAGACCUGGCUCAUCGUCGCGUUUUUCUCUCUUCGACGCAAAUCAGAAACUGGAGGGUGCAGAGCCUGAGCCUAACUGGCGUGGCCAUGCGUGGCCCCGGACGACGGCGAGUCUUCCGGGGCCGAAAGAGAACGUCUCUCGGUCGCCGAAUUUGUGGGCAGUCUUGCGAAGUGCGAAUUCAAAGGCCCUUUACCGGCUAAAACAUCCGCUCUCGAAGCAGACAUGAAAGAUCCAAGACUCC
This is a messenger RNA of Durusdinium trenchii, 1774 nucleotides long. The record is from the annotation of a GenBank genome assembly. Lineage: Eukaryota; Dinophyceae; Suessiales; Symbiodiniaceae.